AUUCUAAGCUACUAGCUAAGUAAAUCGCAUACAUAAAUAUAAAUCUAUUAUAACCGUGAAAUUUAGGAUUCACAAAACGCUUGUGCACGUUUUUUUUUAAAAUGUACCGACAUUAUAAGUCUUGAUUUUACGACGUGUUCCUCUGUUAGCUAACUUAUCUGCUAAAAUACUUAAGUUUAACACCAACGAGCCGAAAAUAUGUAUGACCUCGAAGAAGGUUUUGAAGGAAACCUGGAGCUUUCCUUAUCCAAAGCUAUGGAGGAUGUCAGUCAGCAUAGCUUUACUCAGGAGAAGGCUCUCAGGGAGAAGCAGAGGACCUUCAGCUCCCUACAGGCAACUCUUUCAUACAUUGAGAACAAAUGUGACACAGCAGAACAGGAGCUUGGAUCUAAAGUAAGGGAAAUCCUGAUGCUAGAAGGUGAGGUGGUGCACCUGAACCGGCAGGCGACCGCUCUGUACGACCGCAGUGAAUCCAUCAAUCGGGAAAUCACAGAGCUACAGAUCCAAAUAUGUACCGAAGAGGAGAAUGCUCACCUGGCGCUGGCCAGGUUUAAUACUUACCGAAACAAGAUGGAGUGUCACCGUGAAGCGGUUUUUAGUGCUGCGAGGUGCACAGAGGUCCAAGAGGAGUAUGACAGGAAGAAGGAAAGGAUCAGGAGUAUGAGGGAGAAGAGAGACCAGCUGAGGGAGGAUUUGAGGGAUCCAAAUGGAAAUGCAGUACUGAUGGCAAAGAAAGAGACUGAUGCUUUGAGGAGGGAGGUCUCUGAGAGGAGGACCACUGCAGCUGAGAUGAGAGAACACCUGAAACGAGAGCAGGAGACCCAUGAAAACUUGAAGAAAGAGAUAGAGAUCCAAAACAGGCGGCAUGAAGCCAUUGUCAAGCGCCUCCGCUGCCAACUAAGUAGAGCUCAGGCCAUCCACAGGCACAUGUCAGAGGAAAUCUACCACCUACAGAGCCAUCUAAACGAGCUGAAGAGACAGCAGCCAUCCUCGCAGGACUCAGAAGUCAUUUAGUUGUCGCAAAUUUGUGAUUUGAAUCAGUUUUGUUAUGUUAUCUUUGAUAGUUUGCUGUUAUUUUGAUUCAGCAAAGAUUUGUUGUUGUUGUUGUUGUUGUUGCCACAGUUUAACAGCUGGGGGCGACAUUGUUCACCAAACGAGUGGCUUUUUUUCCACACAAAAAGAUGGUAAUUGCUUGUUUGUUGUUUGUUUAAAGAUAAUCAACACACUAAGAUGAUGCAUUCAUCAUUUUAUUGCAAUCUCAGCACAUAAACAGAUUAAGAAAAUGAAGGAUUAAAACGUCUAAUCUGAUUUUAGGUCAGGUGAAGACAGAGAACGCCUUCUUGCACAGCAGAGACAAAACAAAUAAGUGUGGUGUAGCCGUCGAUGAGAAGCUGUUCCACUCAGAACAGCUUGUUCCAGCUUCUGCUCGACUGGGCGCUCUGAUGGUUAGGAGAUGGCAGUCCCACCAUCGGCUAACGAGGGCGUGACCGCGCUUGCUCAUCCAUACCUCAAACUAAUUGAACAAUGAAACGUCGCGUGAAGAAAUGAGUCCACAUCAGAUUCCAGCAGCCACUGAGAGGAGCUGUAACCAAUACAUGCCCUUCAUUUACAUAUUUCUGCUGCAUGAGUUGAUCAUUGUGUGAUUGUUUUACACACGAAAGUUAUAAAAAUAGGAAUUUUCUUUACCAAAACAAAUGAAUUCUGGUGAUCAUGAUCUGAUAGCAUGAUCUUUUUUUAAAUAAAACCCAACAAAAUAAGAUUAUAUUUUUAGGAAAGAAUAAGAGUGCUGUGUCCAAGAAAGUAGCCAAGUUUAAACUCAUUUCAAGUUUAUCUUUGAAAUGAGCUGUGGGAGUUUAAUUAGCCAGUCUGUGUCUGUGUCUGACUAGACACCUUUAAAGA
Molecule: messenger RNA, 1899 nt
Organism: Oryzias latipes (Japanese medaka)
Lineage: Eukaryota; Metazoa; Chordata; Actinopteri; Beloniformes; Adrianichthyidae
Gene: ccdc122
Product: coiled-coil domain containing 122
Source: RefSeq, a predicted model, not a curated record